This is a messenger RNA of Mya arenaria, 2587 nucleotides long. RefSeq lists its product as uncharacterized. Lineage: Eukaryota; Metazoa; Mollusca; Bivalvia; Myida; Myidae. The coding region runs from base 103 to 1905 and encodes 600 amino acids. The record is from RefSeq and is a predicted model, not a curated record. Gene Ontology annotation, biological process: positive regulation of DNA-templated transcription. The transcript is spliced from 4 exons. Gene Ontology annotation, cellular component: nucleoplasm; chromatin. Gene Ontology annotation, molecular function: ubiquitin-protein transferase activity; zinc ion binding.
CUUACCUACCUGAGAUAGUUUCUGAUAGUGUUUAUCUUCCUGUGUGAUAUCAAUUGUUCACUUUCUCUAUACUCUUAAACUUGGAGGACAGAAUCCCGGACAAUGGAGGUUCCGGGAAAGAAACUGCAGGCAGGGCCAAAUGCUGAGAACACUACAUACUGCCAGCCUUGUGAACAAGAUGACGAAUUCCUCCCUGCUGAGGUAUAUUGUAAAGUCUGCAAGGAGUUCUUCUGCUCUAACUGCGCAAGAGUCCAUAGGAAACAGAAAAUAACAAGAUCUCAUUUCCUUCUUGACCAAUCGAAUAUGCCUACAUCUCUCGGUGACCAUGAAACUGAAUAUGAAUGCACAGUGUCUUGUGAUAUCCACCCGAAAGAGACUAUCAAAUUCUUUUGCAAAACCCAUCAGACGCUGAUUUGUGGACACUGUGCAGUAAAGUACCAUCGAUCAUGUCAUGCUGAUGUCAUAUCAGAGAUAUCCAAGGACUUUAAGGAUGACCAAGAGUAUGGGGAUGUCAUAAAAACAAUUGCCAGCUUAUUUAAAGAAAUUGAUUUACGCGUGUCUGAUGUGGAGAAGAAGGUUGACGUUGUAGCAAAGUUAGGUGAAAAUGAAGUUGACAAGCUGAGAAGAUAUCGAAAGGAAGUUAACAAGUAUUUUGAAGAAAGAGAACAAGCAUUGUUAAAGUUUAUAGAGAAGACGAAAAACCUGGAUGAAAAAUUACUGGGGUCGCUGAAACCGAAAUUGAAAAACCUUAAGUCCAAGGUAAAAGAAAUAAAUGUGACACUUGAAGCGCAAGGAAACAACAUGAUUCAGUUGUUUAUAGAGACCAAAAGAGCCAAAAAGCUAUUAGAGGGUCUGCAGAAUGACCUUGCUGACAUUAACAAGGGCAAUGUAAUUCACCACUACGAAUUCAGAAAGGAUCCAGCCACAGAGCGUCUCAUAGCAUCUGGCAAUGGUCUUGGGACAUUAGAUAAUAUCAUGACUGAAGAGCACGAGAUCGCAUCAGCAGUGAGCGACCAUGGACCAAUAGGACUAACAGUUCAGGGAUGUGGCCAAAGAGAAACCAUGGCAAAUUCCAAAACUACAGUGGUCACUGACCUGACUGGAUUACAGUUAUCACCAGCUAUGGACAUCCCAAUGAAGUCUCCAACUGAUAAUAGGGACUGCUACCUGUCAAGCAUGCUCCACCUUGCCGAGUCCAGACUUUUGCUAGCUGACUGGAACAACUGCACAGUUAAGUUGGUGGACAUGCAGACCAACAGCCUAGUAUGCCAGAUCGAGGUACCAGGUUAUCCGUGGGACAUAUGUCAUCUUCCUGGAGACAGGGUUGCCGUUACUAUGGCUAAUAAGGGUAUUCAGUUCAUUGACACUCGGGAACAACUCGCUAUUGGUGACCAUAUUAAAUUGGAUGGUAACUGUCGAGGUAUUGCUUACCAUGAAGAAAGGUUGAUAGUGUCCGACUUCUAUGGACAGGUAACGGUACUGAAUAUGAAUGGGCGUGUUUUAAGACAAACAAAAAGGGGUGGCAAUAGAAAGGAACUGUUUAUAUGUCCUGACUACUUAUCAGUGGUGGGAGAAGGCCCGACUGCUUUCAUCUACGUAUCAGACAGAAGCAGGAACACAAUCACAAAACUUGACAUGAACCUGAACAUCAUCAAGACGUUCGAGGACCCUGCAUUGAAAAACCCAACAAGUAUCACGGCACUUGGGGACCAACUGUUAAUAUGUGGGUCUGAAAGUAACGCCAUUAUGAUUCUUGACCUGUCCACUGGUCAGAUGACACAACUGAUGGGGAAGAAGGAGGGGAUACGAAAGCCAAUGUGUGCCUACUACUCUCCUCAAAAGAGCAAACUUCUUGUCACUGAACAGUCGAACAAUUUAUUAAAGGUGUACAAUAAAAUCGAAUAAGACCAGCCAAUGGGGUGAAAUGGUUCGAAACAUCAACUUAACGUACACCUAACCUAUCGCCAUUCAGUUGUUGCAUUCUUAUAAGAAUGUUACGUGGACCACUUCAGGAAACGGUUUUAAUGAUGUUAUUUGUGUUAAACACUUUCCGGAAACGCAUUGGAGGUAUGCGUACAAUAUGAUUAUACGGAAUAUUGCAUUCAAUUAUGCGUGAAUGUAUUUAUUCAUCAACAACAUUUCCUUGACGCGCGAUUUGACAUUUUUGUCUUUAUAAAUAACACGCAUACUAUUAUAAUUUGAUGAUUUUGCUUAAUUUGCAUUCAAAGUGCGUGCUAAUCCAGAUAACUUUUGAAAUAUCAUUGAGAAUAUAGCAUCAAUAUUCUGCAAGAAAGAAAUGGUAAUUGUUGUGCAAUGUAAGUCUAUUUCUUUUAGAUGUUAUUAUCUGAAAAAUAGUUAUCAAUAUUUUUUAUUAUUCUUAAUUGGGUUGGAAGCCAAUGCGUUGAUUUGUUGUCAAUUAUCCAAAAUUAAACCAUUCACAUUCAAUGUAUGUUAUUUUCCUUGUCACUUCUUCAUUAUUAUCAAAUCUCAUUAACUUCUCUGUUUGAUGAUGGUCGUAACUUUUAAUUUCUUAAACACAUUGAUUUUCUUUCUUAGAGUGUUAAUGUAUAUUAAAAUAAAAAGUUUA